This is a messenger RNA of Zingiber officinale, 1057 nucleotides long. Its product is annotated as transcription factor MYB3-like. NCBI's taxonomy places the organism in Eukaryota, Viridiplantae, Streptophyta, Magnoliopsida, Zingiberales, Zingiberaceae. The transcript is spliced from 3 exons. The coding region runs from base 13 to 756 and encodes 247 amino acids. The record is from RefSeq and is a predicted model, not a curated record.
AUAUGGAUAUAUAUGGCCCCGUGCAACAGUACACUUGUCUCUGCUACGUUAUAUAUGAGCAACUGCAAGACUGCUGCUGCCUGCGGGCAGAAGGUACAUCCACGUUUAAUGAAGACGGGGAAGAGGAAGGAGGAGAGGGAGGGGAAGAGCAGGAGGAAGAAGAAAGGAGUGGUGAGCAUGGUGGUGAACAGAGGAACGUGGACUGCGGAGGAGGAUCGCAAGCUGGCGGAGUACGUCCAGUGCCAUGGCGAAAAGAACUGGAGAACCCUUCCUGCCGAAGCCGGGCUGAAGAGAUGUGGGAAGAGCUGCCGGUUGAGGUGGUUGAACUAUUUGAGGCCGGGCAUCAAGAGAGGGAACAUCACCGAAGAGGAAGAGGAUCUUAUCAUUCGACUUCAUAACCUUCUCGGCAACAGAUGGUCGUUGAUUGCUAGAAGAUUGCCCGGACGAACGGACAACGAGAUCAAGAACCACUGGAAUACACACUUGAGCAGAAGAUCAAUGUCUAUUGACGACCUCAACCUGAAGAUGAACAAUCAAAAAGACUUGAGCCCGCGAGUCGACGCUCCUCCUGAUCAUCUCGAUCUGCAACACUUUGAGCUCGGCGGCGAGGAGCAACUAUUCGACCUAAUGAUGAUGUCAAGCAAUGAGAUUAGUGGUCUUAAUUAUGAUCUUAAUUAUGAGUUUAGUAGAUGGAUGGACGAAGACAUUGACUUGGUCGGCUGGGGAACUAGUUAUGCACAGGCAGCAGUGUGGUAGGAUGGCGAAGUAGGUUAGCGACCACCGGCCAUAUAAAACAGUCAUUGUGGUUAAUCAUUGAUGGUAUAUUUGUUGUUGUUGAACUUGAAGUAAUAUUGUGCACCGGGAGGAUAGUAGAAUAAUUUUGGGGAACCAUACAGAGCAAGAUUUGACUUGUAAUAAGCUACCAAACUGUAAUCUCCAUUAGGAAUGCAAAUUAUUCUCCCUAAUUUGUUUAGUUAGUUAAUAUUAUCAUAAGUCAUUGAGCAAUUGCUCUAGGAAGAAAGUUUUUAUAUUGAAAAGGUAUCAUUUAAAUUCAUAA